Messenger RNA from Aureobasidium subglaciale EXF-2481, 1562 nucleotides. Its product is annotated as glycoside hydrolase family 64 protein. NCBI's taxonomy places the organism in Eukaryota, Fungi, Ascomycota, Dothideomycetes, Dothideales, Saccotheciaceae. The transcript has a single exon. The coding region runs from base 85 to 1395 and encodes 436 amino acids. The record is from RefSeq and is a predicted model, not a curated record.
UCUGGUAUCUUCUAUGUUGCUGCUCAUUCGAUUUGCUUUCUCUCAAAGCUAGUCUCAUUGAUUGAAUUUCUGCAUCAGUUCAUCAUGGUUGCUUCUUUACCAUUCAAGCUAGUCAACGACAGCAACUCAAGCAACGUCUGGGCCUACAUCACAGGCAUCAAUAUCGCUGAUGGGAGACGGGUUCUACUAGAAGCUGACGGCAAAACUCUUUAUUUCCCGGAAAAUCCCCCAGCCAUUGGAUCGCCGUUGGCAAAAGACUGUGCUAUUCCACUCGGCAAGCCCGGGAACACUGUCACGGCUACUGUGCCUCAAAUUGCCGGUGGUCGUGUGUGGUUUUCGAUUGACGACAAACUCAACUUCCUGUUGAAUCCAGGACCAGCUCUGGUAGAGCCCUCCGUGCUCAAUCCCAGCGAUCCGAGCGCGAAUGUCAACUUUGGUUUCUGCGAAUUCACGCUAAACGAUGCUCAGCUGUAUGCAAACAUCAGUUAUGUCGAUUUUGUUUCCAAUGUCCCCAUCGCAAUAACUCUGGAAAAUUCAGCUGGUGCGACGCAGAAUGUCUCUGGCAUGGCAGCGGAUGGUCUAGACAAGGUGUGCGCCGAUCUGCAGGCCCAGGCAAAGGAGGAUGGCAAGCCAUGGGAUAAACUGAUAGUCGAGAAGGACAGCAAGAACUUCCGCGUACUCAACCCGUCUCAUGGAGAUGCUGUUGGAGCAAACUUUGCAGGUUACUACGAGCCCUACGUAGAAGAAGUCUGGCAACACUACAGUACAGAUUCCAGGACCUUCGACCUUGACACACAAGCCGGUCCCGGUGUGCUGGAAGGCAAAGUCACAAACGGACAACUGAAAAUUGGCGAAGAGAGCUUCCAACAACCAAACACUGCAGAUAUCUUCGGCUCCAACAGCGGCCCAUUCACGACUGGACCCAAUGGUACUCGCAAUGCCAUCAUUCCUCGCCUAGCCGCUGGGUUCAACCGUACGACUUUGAUUUCUCAAACCCAGCAGCCCUCGGACCCAAGCACAUACUACAAGACCAACCCAACCAACCACUACUGUCGCAUUGUCCACAAGCACAAUCUCGACGGCAAAGGCUAUGGCUUUGCGUACGACGACGUACAGCCAGAAGGAGGAGCAGAUCAGUCUGGCAAAGUCAACGACGGCGCACCUACUCUCUUCACAAUUUCUGUGGGAGGCGAGCAUGCUUCCGCCACAGCUGCUGCUACCACUAAUAAGGAAGUGGAGGAACAAGACGAACCAGCCCAAGCAUCCGAGGCUGCUCCUGCCGCUCAGGAGAAUGGACAGCAGCCUAUGCAGGAGAGUCGUCCUUCAGUCCAGCAGCGGAAGAGUAGUGGGUUCCGUGGAAAGCUGAGCGGAUGGAAGAAGAAGUUUAUGCACUAGCUGUGCUGCGGUAUUAUCACGACCAUUUCCUAAGUACAUGCUAUGAUAUAUAUAUAUAUAUAUAUAUGCGCGAGAGUCUAUCUCUAAUGCCACCUUCAGUCUGUGUAAGUUACCUUUCUGGUCCAGUACGUGAGAUGAGCAUGUCGAAAGUCUUUGAGUGAUAAUGU